Molecule: messenger RNA, 2963 nt
Organism: Hypanus sabinus (Atlantic stingray)
Lineage: Eukaryota; Metazoa; Chordata; Chondrichthyes; Myliobatiformes; Dasyatidae
Product: P2Y purinoceptor 14-like
Exons: 3
Coding region: 289-1407 (372 amino acids)
Biological process (GO): G protein-coupled receptor signaling pathway
Cellular component (GO): membrane
Molecular function (GO): G protein-coupled purinergic nucleotide receptor activity
Source: RefSeq, a predicted model, not a curated record
AUUGCUACAUAUUCUCUCAGUAACUUCUCUGAAGGAGAACAGGCACCUGAUAUUUUAUAUGUAUCCACUAGCUUUAGGCUGAGUUGCACAGGCUGAGUUGCACAGGCUGGAAUUUACACCGCUGGAAAGAAAACUUUGGAAAGCACAUCUCAAUCCAAGGACUGAAGUGUUCCAAAUGAAAACACUAGAAACAUUCAGUUUGGCAGGCAGCAGCUGCGGAAAGUAAAUCAGCGUCAAGUAGCUGGAACUCGGAAAGAGUGAAAUCUAGUCUGAACUGGAUACGAAGAAAUGAACACCACAGGCUCGUCAAAGAAUCUGAGCUGCCGCGAUUUGCGUGACCCCACUGUGACCAAAGUGCCCAUUCCUCUCUUAUACUCCUUGGUCUUCAUCGGAGGACUCCUGCUGAACAUAUUGGCUGCCUGGAUCUUCUGCCAUGUUCCAAAUAAGUCCAGCUUUGUGAUUUACCUCAAGAACAUUGUGGCAGCUGACCUGCUGUUGAUAGUUACACUUCCAUUUAAGAUCCUCUCUGAUACACCUAUUGGGACCUGGCAGUUGAAAGCCAUUGUGUGUCGUUACACAGCUGUUGUGUUCUACAGCAGCAUGUAUGUCAGUAUAAUCUUCCUUGGCCUGAUCAGCCUCGACCGGUACCUUAAAAUUGUUCAGCCUCAAAAAAAUCUCUUCAUGCAGAAAGUAACGGUUGCCAAGGUGAUCAGUGUGGGCUGCUGGGUUUUUAUAAUGAGCUUUGCUCUGCCGAGCAUCAUUUUGACCAACAAGGACCCCACACCCGAAACUGCAGGUGCCUGCAUGAAGUUGAAAAGUGAUAUCGGGCGUAAUUGGCACGAGUUUAUAAUUAUCAAAUGCCAAGUUAUUUUUUGGGCUGUUUUUCUCCUUCUCACUCUGUGUUAUUUAGCCAUCUUAAAGAAAUUAUAUUGGUCCAAACGGAAAUUUCAGAAGGACUCUAGCACCGUGGUAAAGAAAGCAAACCGUAACAUUUUCAGUAUCCUGGCUGUCUUCUUCAUCUGCUUUGUGCCGUACCAAUUUAUCAGGAUCCCGUACGACAAAUACCGAUUGGCCAACAAAAACUGUGUAACAAGUAACAGUCUGUACUAUGCAAAGGAGUUCACACUGCUCCUGUGUGCAUUUAACGUUUGCCUCGAUCCAGUCAUCUACUUCCUCCUGUGCAAGGCCUUCACCAAACAACUGUGCAGAAAGUUGAGAAUGAAGAGAAGACUGACAAUCAAAAUGAGUGAAGGGAGGAACAAGUCACACCCAAGCACCACCUCCAACCAAACCAGUGUCAGCAGGAAAGCGACAACUGAACAGAUCAAUUCUAAUUCUCUCCAGCUCACCUCCGAUACAAAGGAAUCUAUUGAGUUGAACCUACCAUGGGACUCAUCAGAAAUCUGAAUGCUACACUUCUCAGGAUGAACAAAAUGAUAGGAACAUCAAAAUCGUGAAAUAUCUGUCACUUUGUCAAAUACACACUUGGAGAAUUUUUCCUCCAAAAAUUCCUCUGGCAACAACUCAUCAUUUAUUUCCUGUAUUAAUUCCUCCCAUUUCUCAAAUAAUGAUGGAGAAAGGUACAAGUCAGUGGAUCACCAUCUACUGUUAAAUAAAUAACCCCAUAAAUGGACUCCUGUUUGCCAUUGAGAGGAAAUUGCCCCCCAACAACUUCACCAACAGGUCUUUACAACAGAAAGCAAAGUGAUUUGAUAAUUUUACACAUCAUUAAUCCAAUGUCAGAUACCACCAAAAAUUCAGGAUGAAAAACGAACCAGGAAUUUGUCCCAUUAGCACUUUCUCAUAAUUCUCUGAUCUGAUCUUGGCCUGACCUGAAUUUCCAAGUGGUGGUACAAUAAGGAAUCUGGACCUUCUGCCUGAUUGCUCCUUGCUGAACAAGAUUUCCAUCUCACCUAGUCCCAUUUUCCAGUGCUUGGCUCAUAUGCAAAUCUUUCCAAUCCACAUAUCUGUCUAAGUAAAUGUCAUUAAUGUAUCUGACUCAUUCUAUAUAACAACCAUGCUCUGGUUGAAAAAAAUUGCCCUCGUGUUUCUAUUAACUCAUUGCCCUCUCAACUUAAUCUAUGCUGUUUAGCUCUUGCUUCCCUAACCCUGAGAAAAACAUUGCAUGCAUUGAUCCUCAUCUCAAUAAGAUCACUCCUCAUUCACCUGCAGUAUUGGAAAAAACUUUCUGGAUAGCUCUCUCGAGGCUCGGCACCAUCUUCGUAAUUACCUUCUACACACUUUCUCGCCUCAAAGCCAUCUUUCCAUUAAAACAGGGUGACGCGGUGGCGUAGUGGUUAGCAUAACAACACGACAUUGCCAGCGACCUGGUUUCAAUUCCUGUUGCUGUCUGUAAGGAGUUUGUACCAUCUCCCUGGGACUGUGUGGGUUUCCUCACGGUGCUCAAAUUUCAUCCAAAGAUGUACAGGUUAGCAAGUUAAUUGGCCAUGUUGGUGUAAUUGAAUUAUGAGUCAGAGGGAUCUGUACUGUGCUGUACCUCUAAAGAAAACUGAACACAAUAUUUCAAACGUGGCAUCACUGGUCUUUUAUGUCAGUUUCAAAGUUCAAAGCAAAUUUAUUAUUAAAGUACAUACAUGUCUCCAUAUACUAGCCUGAGAUUCAUUGUCUUGUGGGCAUUCUCAGUAGAUACAAAGAAACACAGCUGAAUCAAUGAAAAAGACACACCCAGCAAAGAUGGUCAAAUGACCAAUGCGCAAAAGACAACAAACUGCAAAUACAAAGAAGAAAAAAAAUCAUCAUAAUAAAUAAAUAAACAAUGAAUAUUGAGAAAGUGAGUUGAACAGUCCUUGAAAAUGGGGUCACAAGUGGUGGGUACAAGUGAUGGGACAAGGAAAGUUGAGUGAAGUUAUCUCCUCUGGUUUAAGACCCUGAUGGUUGAGGGAUAAUAACCGUUCCUAAAUCUAGUGGUGAGAGUUCUGAGGGUCCUGUACUGACUUCCUUAU